AUGAGUUUGGAAGACCAUGGAGGGAGCCUUGGUCUUGGGGCCGAGACUGUAUAUGGAACCCAUGAAGAUUCUCAUGUUGUCAUGUCAGAAAAAGUACAAUCGCUUGCAGGCAGCAUUUAUCAGGAAUUUGAGAGGAUGAUAGCAAGAUAUGAUGAAGAUGUUGUCAAAACUUUGAUGCCAUUACUUGUGAAUGUUUUGGAAUGCCUGGAUGCAGCCUACCAACAAAAUCAGGAACAUGAUGUGGAACUUGAAUUGCUGAGAGAGGACAAUGAACAGCUAGUAACACAGUAUGAGAGAGAAAAGGGUGCUAGGAAAGGAUCUGAGCAAAAGUUGCUGGAAUAUGAAGAUGCUGCUGAAGGCGAACGGAAGGAACUCUCCACGCGCCUCGAGGCCCUCGAGAGCAUCGUGCGCAUGCUCGAGCUCAAGCACAAGAACUCGCUGGAGCACGCUAGCCGACUGGAGGAGCGCGAAACGGAACUGAAAAAGGAGUACGCCAAGCUGCACGAGCGGUAUACGGAGCUGUUCAAGACGCACGUCGACUACAUGGAGCGCACCAAGCUGCUGCACUCCGGCCAGCAGUUGGCGAACGAGCGCAGCGAGGCGGGGCGCUUGCCCUCGAACAGGAUCAACGUGGGUCGCAGCUCGGGACCGGUGUCGUUCGGGUUCGAGUCGCUGGCCAAUGCUGAGACUGUGGAGAGUGUUCCUUCGUCGCCAAUCAGUAGUGCGCAUUCGUCACCGAGUUUACAUAGUGAAUUUGACAAUAUGAGGGAUGGUGUAUUGAAAGUGGAAAGAGGUCAAACUACCGACUCUCCACACCUCGAAAAUAAAAGUGUAGUCACGUCACCUGUCAGUCCACAGACACCUCAAAACAAUAAUAGUAGGAUGAAUACCAAAAAGGAACAAAGAAGUGGGAAUACUUUGUAUCAAGAAUUGAGUUACCAUGAUCUUGAUGGCGAUGAAGAUGCUAGUGAUAUUACAGGUGGUUGGGUUCACCCAGGGGAAUAUGCAUCAUCAGGAAUGGGCAAAGAAGUUGAGAACCUCAUCAUGGAAAAUAACGAGCUGCUGGCAACAAAGAACGCUCUGAACGUGGUCAAGGACGAUCUGAUAGUGAAAGUGGACGAGCUCACCGGCGAAAUCGACAUGCUGCGAGAGGAGAUCCUGUCGUUGAACAUGUCGAAGACCAAACUGAAGGAGCGGAUCGGCGAUCUGGAGGACGAACUACGGAAGGUGAAGGAGGCGAACGAGGCGCGGCAAGACGCCGUCGAGGAAUCCGAUGUACCGAUGGCGCAGAGAAAGAGGUUUACCAGAGUGGAGAUGGCCAGAGUACUUAUGGAACGUAAUCAAUACAAGGAACGCUUCAUGGAGCUGCAAGAGGCCGUCCGCUGGACCGAGCUGCUGCGCGCCUCCAAGUCCGACCCGCCCUUCGACAAGCCCUCGAACAAGGGCAUCUGGCGCUUUUUCAGCAACCUGUUCGCCGGCGCGGACCGCGUGCAGCGCCCCCUGGUGGUGCCGCAUCUGCGCUACCAGCCGGCCGGCGAACGCGUGGCGCCCGGAUUGGUCAAGGCGUUGCCGCGGCUGGGGCACGAGCGCGUCGACGUCGAAAUCGGCAACGACCGGCUGGCCAUCAGGAAGGCCCUGGAACGGCGCGAGCAGUACCGGCAGGUCAGGGCGCACGUCAGAAAGGAGGACGGGCGGCUGCAGGCGUACGGCUGGAGCCUGCCCGGCAAGGUGGGGCCGAAUCCGGGCGGCGGCAAGCACAGCGGCGGGGUGCCCGUGCCGGUGCCGGUCUACUGCCGCCCGCUGGCCGAAACCACGCCAGAGAUGCGGAUCUGGUGCGCCGCCGGGGUCAACAUGAUGGGCGGGUAUACCAGAGACGGGGGACUGAUGGUAGGCGGCAGCGUGUUCUACUCGACCGACCCGACUACCCCGCCGCCCCAUCACCCGCCCACCCCAGUCGACGCCUUGGCCCGUGAGAUCGACGCAGGCAGGCAGGCCGCCCAGCUCGAGACGCGCCUCUCCUCGCUCGUCUGGAUAUGCACGACCGCCCACUCGGCCACCAUCGUCACCGUCGUCGACGCCAACAAUCCCGCCGAGCUGCUCAACAGCUUCGGCGUGUGCUCGGCGCACGUGCUGUGCAUCGCCAGCGUACCGGGUGCCGGUAGAGGGGACUACGCGGAAGAGGAGGGAGGGUCAGUGUGUGUCGAGCGCGAGCGCGAGGUGGUCGUCAGCGAGGACGUCGCGCAGACCGAGGUAGUAAGUUCCGAUAAGGAAAAUGGGGACGAUGCAAAAGGCGAACAUACGAACUCGGUGAAAGGAGAUGUGGAAAGUAAUGAGAAACCAAAGAGUGUAGAAGACGUUGUGGCACCUGUUAUGGGAAGACAGAACGCUAGGCUUCAAGAGGAACAAGAGGAGGCCGCAAUGUUGGGUAGAGUGACCUUUGUGGAAAAGGACGAAAGUGUGGUUAACAAAAAAGACAAAUAUGCCAAACAAGAGCAAUCAUGUGAUAAUAAUAAUAGAGAAAAGUCGGACGAAGUUUGUGCGGCUUGUGACGUCACGGUCGACUCGGACCAACCAGACAGUGAGAAUGCCGAUGCGAGCACAGAUGUUGGACAUGACCAAGAAGAUCAAAGCCAAAGCGCCCAGAAUCAAGAAGUGAUGUCGAGCGUUUUGGCUACGAUGUGGAUGGGAGACGAAAAUGGAAAUAUAUAUGUUCAUUCGUCCGUAGCUAAUUGGGCUCAAUGUUUGCAUACUGUCAAAUUGAAGGAUUCCAUUACAGCAAUAGUGCAUAUCAAUGGAAGAGUCGUAGUAGCUUUGGCCUGUGGUCAAAUAGCGAUAUUCAAAAGGAACAGAGACGGCGAAUGGGAUCUAUCCCAGUACUACCUGGUACAGAUCGGAGUACCGUACGUGUCGGUGCGUCAAUUGGCUGUGGUAGGCGACAAGGUGUGGUGUGGCUACAAGAACAAAAUCCACGUACUCCAACCCCAUGACCUGAAAAUCAUCCACACGCUGGAAGCGCAUCCUAGAAGAGAGAGUCCAGUCCGACAAAUGGCGUGGUUGGGCGAAGGUGUAUGGGUGUCAAUUAGGUUAGAUUCAACGCUGAGGUUGUAUCAUGCUCACACCUAUCAACAUCUACAGGAUGUUGACAUAGAACCAUAUGUUAGUAAAAUGUUGGGCACCGGCAAACUAGGCUUCUCCCUGGUCCGCAUCACCAGUCUCCUCAUCUCCUCCAACCGCCUGUGGAUCGGCACCAGCAACGGCGUCAUCAUCUCGGUGCCGCUCUCCGACGCCGUCCACCCGGUGGGCUCGACGUACGGGCGCGGGGCGGUCCUGCAAGGCGGCGCUGCGCGUGGGCAGCCGCUGCCGCCCGGCAGCUUCGUGCCCUUCUGCUCGAUGGCGCACGCGCAGCUCAGCUUCCACGGCCAUCGGGACAACGUCAAGUUUUUCGUCGCAGUGCCCGGCAACGGAGGCAUGAGUGCAGCUUCCACACCAUCUGAAGCAAUGCCUAAUACAGUGUCAUGGGGGGAGAACUCGAAAGAACCUUCAGCUAUGUUGGUUAUUUCAGGGGGAGAAGGAUAUGUAGACUUCAGGAUCGGGGAAAGGUUGGAUCCCAAUAACUGUCCAUGGUGUCCCCCAUACAUGGCAGAUAUUGCAGGCGAUGAAAUGGAGGACAGUAUGGUUAGUACAGGUGAGCCAGUGUUUCAAGAAACAUCUCAGGGGAAUCAAAACCAAGCAGGAGAACUAAGUCAUUUGAUUGUUUGGCAAGUGUCCACUAGUUGA
This is a messenger RNA of Phaedon cochleariae (mustard beetle), 3777 nucleotides long. Lineage: Eukaryota; Metazoa; Arthropoda; Insecta; Coleoptera; Chrysomelidae. The record is from the annotation of a GenBank genome assembly.